Messenger RNA from Chanos chanos (milkfish), 2690 nucleotides. RefSeq names its product RAD23 homolog A, nucleotide excision repair protein a (gene rad23aa). The coding region runs from base 151 to 1212 and encodes 353 amino acids. The record is from RefSeq and is a predicted model, not a curated record. Gene Ontology annotation, cellular component: cytosol; nucleoplasm. Gene Ontology annotation, biological process: proteasome-mediated ubiquitin-dependent protein catabolic process; nucleotide-excision repair. The transcript has 9 exons. Gene Ontology annotation, molecular function: proteasome binding; damaged DNA binding; polyubiquitin modification-dependent protein binding. Lineage: Eukaryota; Metazoa; Chordata; Actinopteri; Gonorynchiformes; Chanidae.
UUGAUGAGACGUGUGUUAUCUUGUUAGCGAAAGAACUACAUUGCUAAUCUGUCAUUUCAAAAAGUGUACGUAUAUUUCUGCGAGUAAGACUGUGGCACUGGGGUGAAAGAGGAUCUACUGCAUCGGCGGCACCUUUCUGAUCGCAAGAAAAUGCAGAUCACUCUGAAAACACUGCAACAACAAACCAUUCAAAUUGACAUCGAUGAUGAUCAAACGGUGAAGGCACUGAAAGAAAAGAUAGAGGCAGAAAAAGGGAGAGAGAGUUUUCCAGUAUCUGGACAGAAGCUUAUUUAUGCUGGAAAAAUCUUGCAAGAUGACACACCCAUCAAGGAGUACAAAAUCGACGAGAAGAACUUUGUUGUUGUCAUGGUAUCAAAGACAAAACCUCCACCUGCAUCUCCUUCAGAGCCGCCCCCCAAGACCCCAACUGCUACAGCAUCCACCUCCUCUCCUUCCUGCCCCACCCCUGCUGCUGUCCCCAUUCCACCAGAUGACCCGCCAGCGACAGUCUCACCGACACAAAACCCUGAUGAAUCUGAUCCAACCACAGCCGCCUCAGGGGAAGAGGCUUCAUCGACACUGGUAACAGGUCCUGAAUAUGAGAAUAUGCUGACUCAGAUCAUGUCUAUGGGUUAUGAGAAGGAGAAAGUGGUGGCUGCACUGAAGGCCAGUUAUAAUAACCCUCACCGGGCUGUGGAGUACCUUCUCAACGGCAUUCCUACAGUACCAGUUCAGGAGACGAGUCCAGCUUCAGGACACCAGUCAAGUACAGAUUCACACACGGCAGAAGGUGAGAACCCUUUGGAGUUCCUGCGUUCCCAGCCUCAGUUCCAGAGUAUGAGACAGGUGAUCCAGCAGAACCCGUCCCUCCUGCCGGCUCUGCUGCAGCAGCUGGGCCGAGACAACCCGCAGCUCCUGCAGCAAAUCAGCCAGCACCAGGAACUCUUCAUCCAGAUGCUGAAUGCUCCUGCAGAGGGAGGAGGAGGAGGGGGAGGAGGAGAGGACCAGGAGGCUCCUAACCUGGGAGCCAUCGGCAAUGAGGAGGCGCCUGUGAACUACAUCCAGGUCACGCCGCAGGAGAAGGAGGCGAUUGAGAGGUUAAAAGCACUCGGGUUCCCAGAGGCCCUUGUCGUCCAGGCUUACUUUGCCUGUGAGAAGAACGAGAAUUUGGCUGCCAACUUCCUUCUCAAUCAAAACUUUGAGGACGAAUGAAAGGCAUGGAAAUGCCCUUUAGUGCCCUCCCCCCCUCCCCCCACACACAUGCGCUAUGUCCCACAAGUUUUCACCAUUAUUAAACAAAAAAAAAAAAAGAAAAAAUGGAAACAGAUAAAAAAAAAAUAUAUAUAUAAAGUUGAUAAGUAAAGGGGAAAAGAUUUAAAAAGAGGCGGGGGUGAGACGCCCUCUGUAGGGCGGAGCAGGGCCGGGAACAGGGAGGGGAAUGGGACAAAAUCAAAGUGUACACAGAUUCCAAUGGAAUUGCAGCAGUGGGGUUGAAUGGACUCAUGCAUGUUAGACUUAAAAGAAUAUUGCGUGUGUGUGUGUGUGUGUGUGUUUGGGUGUGCGUGUGCGUGUGUGUGCGUGUGCGUGUGUGUAUUUGGCAAAGGUCCCACACAGUCUUUGACAAACACCACACACAUUCAAAGCAAGAAUUCUUGUAUUGUGUUAUUGUUAACAUACGGGCUCUACAAAGGAACAAGAACAGGUUGUGUGUGUGUGUGUGUGUGUGUGUGUGUGUAUGAAAGUGUGUAUGUGGGCUUUGUUUUAGUGUUUGAAAAUCAUUAACAUAUGUUUAGGUAACAGAGAACUGAAUACCCCCAGUGUUGUCCUAUCCUAAUUUAUAGCACAAACGGAUGCUACAGUGAGAGUUCAGGUCUAAGCAUUUGCAAUUAACUGUCUCUACAGCUUUCUGUACAUCAGCAAUUUGCAUUUAUCAGUAACUGACAUAUCAAACGAAUGUCAAACAAAUCUGGGAGAACUUUGUGUAUCAGACGAAGUAUUUAUCUUGGGAUUCAUAUCUUUACACGCAAGUGUUAAAAACAAGACCGCUGAUCUAGGAUCAGUUCAGUAUACUGUUGGGGAGCUGAUCCUAGAUCAGUAGCUUAAACACUCAGAUGUUUGAUUGACAUAUGGGCCCAGGUAAUGACAGGAAGGGCCACAGAACCGUGGGAGCAAUGUGUCAUAAAGUGACUAUGUUCAGUUUGAGCGUAUGUCUCCGUUUGAAUAGGUCAUGAGGUUUGUGAAUCAACUUAGUGGGGAAAAAAAAACAAACAAACAAAAAAACCAACCAACAAGCUUGGUUUGAGUCAGUUACAUUAACUGCAUUUUAUAAAAUGUUCAUCAAAAACGAAGCUUUCAAGUACUACAUUUAAUUCUGGUAAUAAAUAAAUAAAUCCCCUGAGUAGAAAUGAAGUGAAAUCAGAGUGAGUCUAAACAGGGUGUGCAGUUCACUUGAAGCUUUUGGAGAAAAGUAGGGAAUUUUUUAGGAGCUUAACGAUGAAAAACAACCGACAGCUGUUACACCGAACGAACGUUCCGCUCUGGGUUAGGAAAUCGGAGUGAACAGAUUUUACACCCCUGUUAAGAAACUUUUUUUUUCUUUUCUUUUCUUUUCUUUUCUUUUUUUUUUUUUUAAAUCGUAUAUCUGUGCUUUGCUAAUGUUGUGUUCUUUGUUAAUGUAUGCUAAGAAUAAA